ACUCAUCUCUCCAACCCCAACACUACUUCUGGUUCCAAGCAGCGAAGACCUUCUCGAUCAAGGCAACCUCCUCGCUAACUGCACAAGGGGUUGACUGAGCAUUUUAAUAUCCAAUCUGGAACGAGUUAGGUCAGCCAUUGAAUUACUUCGACAACAGGGAUGACACUGCUAUCAAAAAUCGCUUUUUUCACUCUUCUAAUGAUCUACCAUGGAAACCAAGUAGAAUCAGAUGCCUCUAAUCAUCACUACAAAGAUGGAGAUAUUGUCCCCUUGUAUGCCAACAAAGUUGGCCCAUUCUCUAAUCCUCGGGAAACAUAUGCUUAUUAUGAUCUUCCCUUUUGUUCUGAAGAUAUUGUGAAAGAGAAGAAACUUAAUCUAGGGGAGAUGUUGAAUGGAGACCAUCUUGUUUCAACUCCAUAUAAGCUUGAAUUUCUUGUGGAAAAGCAUUUUGAAUUAUUAUGCAAUAAGACACUGAGUAAAACAGAAGUUUCUCAGUUCAGAAGGGCAAUAGAAAAGGAUUACUAUAUGCAAUUGUCUUAUGAUGACUUGCCAAUGUGGGCUUUUAUUGGAAAGUUCAAAAAGGAUGAUAUCGAUGAAAAGAUCAAGACCAAGUAUUUCCUUUUUAACCACUUUGAUUUCGAGGUUCUUUAUAACAAGGAUUAUGUUAUUGAAGUCAGUGUCCGAGUGCGUAGGGAUUCAUUCACAGAUGUAACAGAAGACAAGGAAGUUGAUGUGGGCUUCACAUACUCUGUUAUGUGGCGCCAAACACAACUAUCAUUUGAUACGAGAAUAGAUAAAUACAUUAGUUCUUCGAUUGCACAAAACCAUAUGUCUAUACAUCAUCACUCAGUUACAUUCUCAAGUGUCACUCUCCUCAUUCUAAUCAUUUCCCUACUGACAUUUUACUUACUUGUCCUUCGCAAAGACAUUUCUAGGAACUUAGCUGAUGUGGAAGAGGAUAUAUUGAGUUAUAAUAAGCAAGAAGAGAUAGGGUGGAAGAAUGUUCAUGGUGAUGUAUUUAGAUUCCCACAACACAAGUCUUUAUUUGCUGCGGCUCUUGGUGCUGGAAGUCAGUUGCUUAUAUUGAGCUUAGCAAUUCUUGGUCUUGGGGUCGUAGGUUUUUUUCAGCCCUAUCUGCGAGGAGUACUCUGGAACGCACUUAUCAUUGUAUAUGCACUUACAUCUUUGGUCUCAGGAUACUCUUCUGUUUCCUAUUGUCAACUCGAAGGAACAAACUGGAUCAAGAACCUAAUACUGGCAGGAGGAUUAUAUUUUGGGCCUCUAUUUCUAACAUUUACUUUCCUAGACAUUGUUGCCAUUUUUUAUGGAUCAACUACUACAUUACCAUUGAGAGCAAUAGUCAUGCUAUCUCUCUUGUUGAUAUUCAUAGCAUCACCAUUGCUUUUUUUAGGAGGCAUUAUUGGGAAAUCCAGAAUGUCUGAAUUCCAAGCUUCCUGCAAAACUGCUAAAAUUCCUAGAGAUAUUCCUAAGCUGCGUUGGUAUAGGGGUGUUCUUCCUCAGAUGGCUUUGGCAGGAAUUUUGCCUUUCAGUGUCGUAUAUAUUCAGUUGUACUACGUAUUGGCAAGUGUUUGGGGACAUCGCUUUUAUACAGUUUAUAGCAUUAUGUCCAUAGUCUUCUUUCUUCUUCUGAUCAUGACUGCUUUAGUUUCUGUGGCACUGACAUACUUCCAGCUUGUGGUUGAAGAUCAUCAAUGGUGGUGGAGGUCACUUUUGUGUGGUGGAUCUACUGGAUUGAUAAGUGCAAGUACAUUGCAUGUUCUGUGUAACUUGCCCAGUGAUCAUCUGUCUUUUUGGAAUUGA
Lactuca virosa is the source of this 1821-nucleotide messenger RNA. The record is from the annotation of a GenBank genome assembly. Lineage: Eukaryota; Viridiplantae; Streptophyta; Magnoliopsida; Asterales; Asteraceae.